CGCCUCCCCGGCCUCAUCUGUCUCUCUCUAAGUCUUCUCGUCUUUCUGGUUAUGUAUUCCUUGUUGCUGAUUCGUUCAAAGUAAUGUGUACAACAUUAUGUUUUAUUCCUGGAUGAGAAUCAUUUGUCUUUAGACAUUAGGAAAACAACAUGAUAACUUGCAACGAAUGGUUUGUACUUAUUGAUUAUGGUACAUUCAUUCAGGACCAGAGAAUUAACAAUUGAGUAAACAUUCACUCAGAUCAGCGUCAUAAGAACCAAGCAAACUUGAUUUAUAUACACAAACAAGGUUAGUUAACCUUAUCAGUACAAACUAAAACACGGACAACACAGACAUCCUGGUUCAUGGGCCAUAGUUCGUACCUGGACUAGCAUACUAUCUGGCAAACAAAAAUACAUGACUCACAUCCUACACAUUCUUAGACUACCUUCUUGGUUUGCCACUCUAAAGUAAUUUUAAUUGUCCUACAGUGAGUCUCACUAACUGAAUAUAGACAUCACGUUUGAUGGAUCUAGGCAGGCAACAAAAGUUGGGGCCAUCUAGCACAUACAGCGGCGGUUAAUCCCAUUGUGGUCAUGGCGUUCCAGCUAUCUUCUUCAGUUUCUUCCAUUUGUCGUUCAAAUCAGCUGGCGAGUGGUCUUGAUGGAAGAUAUCAGCGCCAUGUUUCUUGAUCCUUUUCCAUGCGGGUGCAACGCGAGGUCCGGCACAAGUUGGCCGGAAGACGGCCAUGAUCGCAUCUCUCUCUCUCUCUCUCUCUCUCUCUCUCUCUCUCUCUGCGCGGUGGGUUGUUCGAAAUUGGAUUUGGGGAGAAAAGCACACACACUGGAUCUUGACGGGAGGAGGCGAGCUCGAGCGGGCCACUUCAGAGUUGGGCAUGAGUGGGUGGGGAAGUUUCAAGAAUCGCUUGACCCAUUGGAUUCGUUCGGCUCAUGGGCUUCCGAUUCCGAACUCCUCUUUCCCCGGCCCCCCUCCUCCCAAUCCCUUCGCCGCCGCCCCCUGCACGAUCGGCCAGUCCAGCAACCGCCGCCUCCUGCACCCCUUGCCUCCCGAGAAUCUGAAGAAUCUAAAAAUUCUUUACAGAUUGGAUUUCUCAAUGGCAGGCCCUGGGGAUGUCGAGGUGUGACGUUGAAGUUGAAGAAUCAUCCUCCAUGGGGAUGUCCAUGGGGGAGCUACGCGUUGAAGUUGAAGCAUCAUCCUCCAGGGAGACUGGAAUCGCCCUGCAUGAGAAUGGCGGUGAUGUUGUUGCUGCUGAAAACGAUGACAUAUGGGAUGAUGCUUCAGAUUCUCUAGGUUAUGCGUCUACCUUAGACAGAGAAUGGAUGCACAGGCAUAAUCAGUUUCAUAAGAUGGGCUAUAGGGAUGGCAUAACAGAAGGGCAGAAGGACUCUGCCCAGGAGGGCUUCAGUGUCGGGUUUAGGCAAUCUGUAAACGUUGGCUACACGUGGGGCCUUGCUCGCGGGAUUACCAGUGCUCUAGCUAGUCUUCCUGACAGCUUGAAAGAAAAACUGCUGCCAGAUGUCCACUCCAGAGGAAAAUUACAGGAUCUACAGAACUCUGUGCAAGAAAUUUCAGUGGAUGACACGCUUCAGAUGUUUCAUGAAAGCAUUUGUCAGAACAAUCAUCCUUCAGGGAAUCCGCAUGUAACAUCAGGAGAAGAUGGGGCUGCAGAUUCUAAUAGGCUCAAAUGCCUAUCAAAGGAUCUUGUGUUGUUGUUGCAUGAAUGCCGGAUAUAAAGGUAACUGAAGAAUUGGCAUGAGAUUCAUGAACAAAUUGCCCAGAAAUUGCAACCACUACGAAUCUCUCAAGUCUCAAGUCUGGCAGAAUCACUUGCACUGGAUUCGCAGAAUAUUGAACAUCCACCAGGGCUAUAUGUGAAUGUGAUUCAGGGAUCUUAUUUGGGAUGGAGCUGAUACUCAAAAUGCUUGAACAUCGGAGACUUAGAACUCUAGAUUUUAUGAAUAUAUAUGUAACUGUAAAUCCUGAGAUUCUACAUGUCAAUCAUAUCUCCUUUUUGCUGCAAGCUAUAA
Messenger RNA from Phragmites australis (common reed), 2027 nucleotides. RefSeq lists its product as uncharacterized. Bases 1110 to 1733 code for a protein of 207 amino acids. The record is from RefSeq and is a predicted model, not a curated record. NCBI's taxonomy places the organism in Eukaryota, Viridiplantae, Streptophyta, Magnoliopsida, Poales, Poaceae. The transcript is spliced from 5 exons.